AUGGCGCUGCAUGUACCAAAAGCACCCGGCUUCGCCUCUAUGUUAAAAGAAGGCGCUAGGCACUAUAUGGGCCUAGAAGAAGCCAUCUAUAGAAACAUUGAUGCUUGUAAGGAGAUAGCUAAAACAACAAGGUCUGCUUAUGGACCACAUGGUCAGAAUAAAAUGAUCAUCAACCAUAUUGAGAAAUUGUUUGUUACAAAUGAUGCAGCUACUAUUUUGAAUGAACUCUGUGUUCAGCAUCCAGCUGCAAAAAUGCUGGUUAUGGCAAGCCAGCAGCAGGAGCAAGAAUGUGGAGAUGGAACCAAUGCAGUCUUGAUUUUGGCUGGAGCUCUGCUUGAACAUGCUGAAGAACUUCUUCGCAUGGGUUUGUCUGUUCCUGAAGUCAUUGCAGGCUACGAAUCUGCUUGUUCUAAAGCACAAGAAAUUCUUCCUGAUCUGGUGGUUGGACAAGUGAAAGAUCUUAGAAACAAAGAAGAAGUGAAGAAGAUAAUCCGCUCAGCUGUAAUGAGCAAGCAAUAUGGCUCCGAAGAUUUUAUUGCUGAAUUAAUUACUGAUGCUUGCACUGGAAUUCUCACUCAAAAGAAUGCCUUCAAUGUUGAUAAUGUAAGAGUUUGCAAAAUUUUGGGUUCAGGUUUGAUGAAUUCUACUGUACUUCAAGGCAUGGUAUUCAAGCGUUCGGUUGAAGGAACUGUCACUAAAUCUGAUAAAAGCAAUAUUGCCAUUUUCUCUUGCCCAUUGGACUCUCUACAAACAGAAACUAAGGGAACUGUUUUGAUAAAAACUGCAGAAGAGUUGAUGAAUUUUAGCAAAGGAGAAGAAGAUCAAAUGGAUAAACACAUAAAAGCUCUUGCUGAUGCUGGCUGUAAUGUUCUUGUCACUGGAGGCAAGGUUGGCGAACUUGCCCUUCAUUACUGCAACAAAUACAAUCUCUUAAUUGUCCGUGUCAUGUCUAAAUUUGAUCUCAGGAGAUUAGCACGCUCUGUAUCUGCUACUGUUCUGCCUAAGAUUACUGUACCCACAGCUGAGGAAAUGGGAUACUGUGAUCAUGUAUAUGUGGAUGAAAUUGGUGAAACUUCAGUUGUGAUAUUUAAGCAAGAUAAAGAAGAGACAAUUAUUUCCACAAUAGUAAUUCGUGGUUCUUCAGAGAACAUAAUGGAUGACAUGGAACGUGCUAUUGAUGAUGGUGUGAACACUUUUAAGGCUAUGACUCGAGAUAGUCGUUUAGUCGCUGGUGCUGGAGCCACUGAAAUUGAAUUAGCAAAAAGAAUUACCACAUUUGGAGAAAGUGCUCCUGGAUUAGAACAAUAUGGUAUCAAAAAAUUUGCUCAAGCACUUGAAGUUCUACCACAAGCCAUUGCUGAGAACACUGGUGCUAAGAGUCGAGAAGUAUUGUCAAAACUUUAUGCACGUCAUCAAAAAGGAGAACAAAAUAUAGGUGUCAAUAUUGAGGAAGUUGGCACUGUUAUGGAUGCUGUAGAAAAUAAUAUCUUGGAUCUCUAUUCUAAGUUGCUUUGGAUUUUUAAAUUUGCAACAUCUGCUGCUUGUACUGUUCUUAGUGUUGACCAGAUCAUUAUGGCCAAACCUGCCGGUGGACCAAAAGCUCGUGAAAACAAGGAUUGGGAUGAAGAUUAA
Acanthosepion pharaonis is the source of this 1632-nucleotide messenger RNA. Lineage: Eukaryota; Metazoa; Mollusca; Cephalopoda; Sepiida; Sepiidae. The record is from the annotation of a GenBank genome assembly.